Annulohypoxylon truncatum is the source of this 1173-nucleotide messenger RNA. Its product is annotated as P-loop containing nucleoside triphosphate hydrolase protein. Gene Ontology annotation, molecular function: DNA clamp loader activity; ATP binding; DNA binding. Gene Ontology annotation, biological process: DNA-templated DNA replication; DNA repair. The transcript is spliced from 2 exons. The coding region runs from base 1 to 1173 and encodes 390 amino acids. The record is from RefSeq and is a predicted model, not a curated record. Lineage: Eukaryota; Fungi; Ascomycota; Sordariomycetes; Xylariales; Hypoxylaceae. Gene Ontology annotation, cellular component: nucleus; Ctf18 RFC-like complex; Elg1 RFC-like complex.
AUGUCUGAUUUCGAGGAUGAGAUGGACAUUGAUGUCCCUACAACAUCUAACGACAUUAAGUUUUCUUCCGAUAACACAGCUAAGGGAAAGCGAAGUGCUGCCAAUCUACCUGUAGAAGCCGAAGACUCAUUACCAUGGGUUGAGAAAUACCGACCCGUGUCGUUGUCCGACGUUUCGGGCCACCAAGACAUCCUAGCUACGAUCAACAAGUUCGUCGAUUCGAAUCGCCUCCCCCAUCUACUCCUUUACGGCCCGCCGGGAACGGGUAAAACAUCUACCAUCCUAGCAUUGGCUAGGCGAAUCUAUGGAGCUGACAAUGUGCGUCAGAUGGUCUUGGAACUAAACGCAUCAGAUGAUCGAGGUAUCGAUGUCGUUAGAGAACAGAUCAAGACUUUCGCUUCAACUAAACAGAUCUUUACGAUGGGUGGCGCGUCGCGUCCGGGUGGUAUGGCAAGCUAUAAGCUGAUCAUCCUGGACGAGGCCGAUGCGAUGACCAAUACCGCCCAGAUGGCCCUGCGAAGAAUUAUGGAGAAGUAUACGGCGAACACACGAUUCUGCGUUAUUGCCAACUACACACAUAAACUAUCACCUGCUUUACUAUCCCGAUGUACGCGCUUUAGAUUCAGCCCGUUGAAGGAGGGCGAUAUUCGAGUUUUGGUGGACAAGGUCAUUCUAGAGGAGGAUGUCAAAAUAUCAGGCGAAGCUACGGAUGCUCUAGUUAAGCUAAGCAAAGGUGACAUGCGAAGAGCCCUCAACGUCCUUCAGGCUUGUCACGCAUCCAGCACCCCCAUACAACCCAAGGAUGCGCCGAAAGUCCCGGAGAAGGACAUUGUGAGGGAAACCAUCACGACAGAGACAAUCUACAACUGCAUAGCGGCCCCGCCCCCUGAAGCGAUUGCGAAAAUCGCUAGCACGCUGCUUUCGACCAGCGAUGUAACGACGUGUCUCUCGACCAUUAAUACGCUGAAAGUGGCGAAUGGCCUUGCGCUGGCGGACAUUAUCACAGCCCUGUCCGAAGAGUUGUCGAGGAUGGAAGUUAAGCCUGAAGCCAUGAUCCGAUGGUUGGACGGUCUAGCAGAGAUAGAAUACAGAGUUUCUGCUGGUGGAAGCGAGGCCAUUCAAACCGGUGCUGUAGUCGGUGUAGUGCGGGAAGGAUGCGAGCUUAUGGGAUAG